GGGUGAAGAGCUGUUUGAUAAGCUGGAUUCUGGGCUCCAAGUCCCAGAGGCUGAAUCCCAAUUAAUGGACAACGUAGACUCAAAGGGAAGUGAGACAUUGACAUUACUUAAAAAACCCAUUGAAAUGGAAUUCAGCAGGUCCUGGAAGCGGAGCACCACGUUAUUGAAGACCUGGAUAUCCCCGCGAUACCUGGAUUCCCUUGAGAACAGGAAGCUGAAGAGGGAACUGCCCCUUUCAUUCCGAUCAAUCCAGAAUAUGAAAGAAGACCUGUAUCUGGUGACAGAAACUCUGGAGACGACAAAGGAGGAAACCGCGGAAAGUGGAAAGCGAUGUAUUUUGAAGAUCCUGAUGGAUUUUUUGAAUCUCCAAUAUGAAUACAAGCACCAAAUGGCAGUGACCAUUCCCCCUAAGAAGGUCCUGGGCUAUCGAAUAAAGCAGCUGGUCUUCCCCAACACGGAGACGAUGAGUAUUUGUUUUUCGGGUGAAACAAAAUCCUUUCCAGAAGCAAAAGUUGGUGGUUCACCUUGGUUAGGGAAGUCCUUGAGUUUGGAGGAUUUCAGAAACAUGGAGGAGAAGGUGCAGGACAUGAUGAGAGCCCUCCAGGGUCUGACUGAGGACGAGCGAAAAGAGGUGCUAAGCUGCCUCACUGAGUGCCUCAGCAGGGAUGAACAGCUGCAGGAUCUACAGCAAAGAGUGUCUGAUGUCCUGAGGUCCGGUGAGCUACAGAUAGAGGGCCCAGCAUUUCUUUUCAUAAGCAGCCUUUUUAAUGCUGCUGGGAUCUUCGUAGAAGUGCGCGCAGAAGCCAUCUGGGAUGUCCUAGAUGCCAUGACAGAGCUGUCUGAGGAGCGGCAGCUUGUGGCUGAGGUCCUAGAGAAGGGGACCCUGCCCCUGUUGAAGAACAAGGUGGAGUCUAUCCUGAAGCAGGACUGGAGGGAGCAGCCCCAGGAUGUGGGCUGUGACCCCCAGGCACGAACUCUCUACGCCCUUUACGUUGUUGUCUCCACCCUGCUGCAGCUGGGUGAGAAGCCUGACACUGGGUGUUCCUAACUCUAUGUUAGCUCUUCAACAAUUCAACCAAGUCUCUGGGUGCUCCCUUCCCCAGUCUAUCCUCACCAUCCCCAUUCCCAGGACCCUGGGCAUGCUAAGCGUGUGCUCUACCACUUGAGCUAUAUCCUCCCCCGCCCAGAACAAUGUCUUUAAAACAAGCCACUGGCUAUUUUUGAUACAUCCUAUUCACUGGGAUACUGUCCAAAAAUCAGCCUGGAUUGUAUGCAUGUAUUUCUGAUUAA
Messenger RNA from Camelus dromedarius (Arabian camel), 1290 nucleotides. It is a transcript of the gene GSDMB, whose product is annotated as gasdermin B. NCBI's taxonomy places the organism in Eukaryota, Metazoa, Chordata, Mammalia, Artiodactyla, Camelidae. The coding region runs from base 65 to 1048 and encodes 327 amino acids. Gene Ontology annotation, molecular function: phosphatidylinositol-4,5-bisphosphate binding; phosphatidylinositol-4-phosphate binding; phosphatidylserine binding. The record is from RefSeq and is a predicted model, not a curated record. Gene Ontology annotation, biological process: pyroptotic inflammatory response; defense response to bacterium. The transcript is spliced from 10 exons.